AGCCAAUAACAAGGCAGGAGGAGCAGCGGUUAUACCAAGUGGGACGUGUCUUGAAAGGCGCGGAUUUUCAAAAUAAAUUAAUAAAUAAAUAACCGGCUUGUUGUUUAGGAGUAACAUGGAGGACGCGACCAAGUCACCGGAUGCCUUUAAAACUCCGUGUAAACCGCUGAAGAUAAAGAGUCCAGUGAGUGCAUGUGGAACCCCGGUCACUAUUCCAGCAUCUCCGUUCAUGAAGAAGCUCGGCUGUGGCACCGGUGUGAACGUCUAUCUCAUGAACAGAAAUGGAAAACAGACUCAGUCGCCAUGGGCCAUUAAGAAGAUCAACAGCAAGUGUGCAAAGACUCAGAAGAACGUGUACCAGAAGCGGCUAUGUGAAGAAGCAAAGAUCUUAAAGGAUCUGCAGCAUCCAAAUAUUGUUGGUUUUAGAGCGUUCACCACAGCAAAGGACGGCUCAAAGUGUUUGGCGAUGGAAUACGGAGGGGAGCAGUCUCUCAAUGACCUGAUUGAAAAGAGGAGAGAGGAAGGUUUACAGGCCUUCCCAGUUGCCAUUAUUGAAAAAGUGGCUCUUGAUGUAGCUCAUGGUUUGCAGUAUCUGCACAAUGAGAAGAGGCUUCUGCACGGGGACAUGAAAUCCUGCAACAUCGUCAUUAAAGGCGACUUUGAGACCAUCAAAAUCUGUGAUGUCGGCGUUUCCCUCAAGUUAGAUGAAAACAUGCAAGUGAGCGACCGAAAGGCUCACUACAUCGGCACAGAGCCGUGGAAGCCAAAAGAGGCGCUGGAGGAUGGACUAAUCACAGACAAAGCAGACAUCUUUGCAUAUGGACUCACCCUGUGGGAGAUGAUGACUCUCUCUGUGCCUCAUCUGGAGAUGCUCAACAGCGAGGGUGACUGCGAUGAUGACGACUCGUUUGAUGAGGACGACUUUGACGAAGAAGCCUAUUACGAGAGUCUGGGAACCCGUCCUCCGCUGGACGCAGCCACUCUGGGUGGUGCCUACCAGAGAAUGGUAGAACUUUUCUGUCUCUGUACUGAAGAAGAUCCUAAUAAAAGACCAUCAGCUGCACACAUCGUUCAGGCUCUGGAGUCCAACAGCCAGCUGGAUGAUAAACGUAGUGAGGUGAUAGUUAUAGAUUAAAGUCUGCUCGUCAGUUUUCUCUACUCUGUCCGUCCUUGUUUUUGUUAAUUUUUUCUUGUCUUUCAUUUAAAACUCUCCACAAUUAUACAGAACUUAUUCUAUAUCUAUAACCUGAACUUUUAUUAUAACUGAUCUUACUGUAAGUAGAUUUAGGCUUGUUUCAUUUAUUAAAGAGUUUAUAAUUAAAUAAUGUAAUCUG
This is a messenger RNA of Tachysurus fulvidraco (yellow catfish), 1334 nucleotides long. It is a transcript of the gene pbk, whose product is annotated as PDZ binding kinase. The coding region runs from base 116 to 1135 and encodes 339 amino acids. Gene Ontology annotation, biological process: protein phosphorylation. The transcript has 8 exons. NCBI's taxonomy places the organism in Eukaryota, Metazoa, Chordata, Actinopteri, Siluriformes, Bagridae. Gene Ontology annotation, molecular function: protein serine/threonine kinase activity; ATP binding. The record is from RefSeq and is a predicted model, not a curated record.